Messenger RNA from Sebastes umbrosus (honeycomb rockfish), 2132 nucleotides. It is a transcript of the gene camk1ga, whose product is annotated as calcium/calmodulin-dependent protein kinase IGa. Gene Ontology annotation, molecular function: calmodulin binding; calcium/calmodulin-dependent protein kinase activity; ATP binding. NCBI's taxonomy places the organism in Eukaryota, Metazoa, Chordata, Actinopteri, Perciformes, Sebastidae. Gene Ontology annotation, cellular component: intracellular anatomical structure. Bases 199 to 1518 code for a protein of 439 amino acids. The record is from RefSeq and is a predicted model, not a curated record. Gene Ontology annotation, biological process: peptidyl-serine phosphorylation. The transcript has 13 exons.
UCCCACGGGUCAUUGAAUGUAGCAUGUUGUCUGAUUGACAGGUGAUGACUGAGCGAGGUCCCGCCCCCCUGCUCGUGGAGCUCAGCAGCCUGCCUCACAGACCGUCAGGUUCUCACGCGGAUACCUCAGCUCCAGCACCUGUACACCCGUACACCUGUACGCCGCUCCUCAGGAGUCUACGGCAACGUCAGAGCCAAGAUGGGGCGGAAGGAGAUCAUCUGCAGCUGGAAGAAAAACACCAGCAAUAUUAAGGAAGUGUUUGACUUCAAGGGGAAAAUGGGAUCGGGGUCUUUUUCAGAGGUCUUUAUGGUGAGAGAGAAGAAAACAGGAAUGCUGUACGCCCUGAAGUGUCUGAAGAAAAAACACCUCGCCCAUAGCAACCUUGAAAAUGAAAUCAAUGUAUUGAGAAGGAUACAGCAUGAGAACGUGGUGGGACUAGAGGAUUUCUAUGAGAGUCGAACACACUAUUACCUGGUCAUGCAACUGGUGUCGGGUGGGGAGCUGUUUGAUCGCAUUGUAGACAAGGGGGUUUACACAGAGAAGGAUGCCAGCACGGUGAUCAAACAGGUGCUGCAGGCUGUCAGCUACCUGCACGAAAACAGCAUCGUACACCGGGACCUCAAGCCUGAGAACCUGCUGUACUAUGAUACAGAUGAGAAUGCUAAGAUCAUGGUCAGUGACUUUGGUCUGUCUAAGACGAUGGAGCAUGGUGUGAUGUCCACAGCCUGUGGUACACCAGGAUAUGUUGCCCCUGAGGUUUUGGCCCAGAAACCCUACAGCAAAGCAGUGGACUGCUGGUCCAUUGGAGUUAUCACUUACAUCCUGCUCAGCGGCUACCCUCCAUUCUUCGAAGAUAACGAGACUCGUCUGUUUUCCAAGAUCAUGAGAGCCGAGUACGCCUUCCAUUCACCUUUCUGGGACAACAUCUCCGAGUCAGCCAAAGACUUUAUCAGGAAUCUGAUGGAGAAAAACCCCACGAAACGCUUCCUCACCGAGCAGGCACUCAGACACCCGUGGAUUGCUGGAAACACAGCUAAAGACCUGGACAUUCAUCAGUCUGUCUGUGAACAGAUGGAGAGAAACUUUGCCAAAUCCAAAUGGAAGCAAGCCUUCAACGUAGCCUCAGUAGUCCACCACAUGAAGAAACUGCAGAUGUCCCUCACCGAGUCUCCCCCCUCACACAUCUGCAUGCCCAACAUCGAAGUACAGUCCUCCCAGAAAGACCAGGAGGCGCUGGAACCCCACCGCGAUGAGGCCAAAAGCCUCGACCCAAACGGGAAUCUUGUUCGCGGGGCCAAUCAUUUAUCCUGCAGUAAUCCUGAGUCGGGCAGAGGUCUCUGUCCGCCCCUGAGAGCCUGUCACAGUCAGUCCGACAACGCCCUCGCCGUCGAUGAACCAAGAGAGGUCAAUAAGUUCCUUUCAGCGAUCGAUGCUCCUUUCAGGCCAUCCAAGAGCAUGGACGCUGUGUCUCAGAGGAAGGACCAGUCGUUUCAGUCUGGAGUGUGUUCUGUCAUGUGACCGGCUGGCUAACCUGAGAUGAAUCUCGUGCAGUUUGUCUCUCGAGUCAACGGCACUCCGUGGCAUCCCUCUUGCUAUGAAGGUGUUGACACAUCUGCUGCUCAGCUUUUUCAUGUCUGCUGUGGUUCUCUGCUGCAGACCACAUGUUCCAUCGACAGACACCUACAGCAUCUGCACUGUAAAAAACACUUUAACUUGGAAUGGCUGUCUAUAUACAAAACAGACACAAGCAGGAAUUCAUUUAGAAUUCAUACAACUUGUGUUAUGCUGAUGACAUUUUAUUCUCUCAACACUAUUAUUUUCUAUCGUAUAUGACUGUCGACAUGUUACUAAAUACUUAGAUUUAGGGGACAUAUGCAAUGUGAAAGCUUAUUAAUUAUAUUUUUAUUUGACUGGCUGUACUUUGAAUUCCAAUGGCUUUUACAUUUUUAUAAAGCUCAUAAGCUUUUUUAGGUAAUUUGUAUACUCUGAAUGUCUUUUUAGGACAUUUAAAGAUAGGGUCGACGAUGUUGGAAAGCUAGCAUAAUUUGAAAGUAGCAUCGCCUCAGGAGCUCCGUCAAACCCCCCCUCUCCACUCGGGGCUCCUUCCAAGGCAACGACCCCCCACACACAUG